UAUAAAAAGUGACGGACAAAAUAGUAGCUUAGUAGGCUUCAAUUUUUUGUCUUUACUAUUUAUUACUACUAUUUUCAUUAUCUUCUUCCAUGUUUGCAGAGGAAGGAUAAAUUUGUACCAACAUAAACUAUAGUAGUGUACAAUUAUUUAAGGUUUCUAUAUGAUGUUCCGUACUUAUAGUUCUUUUUCCACUUCAAUUUGCACUAUACUUGUCCGUUUGACAAUAUUGUUAAUUUUUGUUUUGUGCAAAACAAAAGCGGUUACGAAACUGCCACCAAAUGUUUCAAUUCCAGCAGUGUUUGUAUUUGGAGAUUCAAUCAUGGAUACGGGAAACAACAACGACAUGGUAACACCAUCUCAGUGUAAUUACCCUCCAUAUGGCAAAGAUUUUCAAGGAGGAAUUCCAACCGGAAGAUUUAGCAACGGAAAGGUUCCAUCAGAUCUUAUAGUUGAAGAAUUAGGCAUUAAAGAGUAUCUGCCAGCAUAUUUGGAUCCAAAUCUUCAGCCUAGUGAAUUGCCUACAGGAGUCAACUUUGCAUCCGGUGGUGCAGGAUAUGAUGCUUUGACAUCAAAAUUAGGGGUAGCUAUAUCUAUGUCUGGGCAGCUAGACUUAUUCAAAGAUUACAUUGUGAAGCUUAAAGGAGUUGUUGGUGAAGAUAGAGCAAACUUCAUCAUAGGCAAUGGUCUAUUUCUUGUGGUAUUAGGAAGCAAUGAUAUUUCUAACACAUACUACUUGUCCCGUUUGAGACAAGUGCAAUAUGAUUUCCCUACAUACUCUGACCUUUUAGUCAACUCUGCUUAUAAUUUCUACCAGGAAAUGUAUGAACUAGGUGCAAGGAGGAUUGGAGUAUUUAAUGCACCACCAAUGGGGUGUGUGCCAUUUCAGAGAACAAUGGCAGGGGGGAUAGAAAGAAAAUGUGUACAAGAGUACAAUGAUGCAGCUGUGUUCUUUAACAACAAGUUGUCAAUAGGGAUUGAUUCUUUUAAGCAGAAUUUUCCAAGUAGCAGGAUUGCUUACAUGGAUGUUUACAACCCUCUACUUGAUAUCAUUGUAAACAACCAAAAAUAUGGCUAUAAAGUUGGAGACAGAGGGUGUUGUGGCACAGGCAAAAUAGAAGUUACUUAUUUGUGCAACCAUUUGGAUUCUAUUUGUCCCAACGAUUUGGAUUAUGUGUUUUGGGACAGUUUUCAUCCUACUGAAUCUGUUUACCGAAAACUUGUUACCCCUAUUCUACACAAAUACAUGGACACAUUUAUUUAGGUACAAA
Molecule: messenger RNA, 1268 nt
Organism: Trifolium pratense (red clover)
Lineage: Eukaryota; Viridiplantae; Streptophyta; Magnoliopsida; Fabales; Fabaceae
Product: GDSL esterase/lipase EXL3-like
Exons: 5
Coding region: 161-1261 (366 amino acids)
Biological process (GO): lipid metabolic process
Cellular component (GO): extracellular region
Molecular function (GO): lipase activity
Source: RefSeq, a predicted model, not a curated record